Molecule: messenger RNA, 2942 nt
Organism: Oncorhynchus kisutch (coho salmon)
Lineage: Eukaryota; Metazoa; Chordata; Actinopteri; Salmoniformes; Salmonidae
Product: neurogenic differentiation factor 2
Exons: 2
Coding region: 336-1415 (359 amino acids)
Biological process (GO): axon development; nervous system development; sensory organ development
Cellular component (GO): nucleus
Molecular function (GO): DNA-binding transcription factor activity, RNA polymerase II-specific; protein dimerization activity; E-box binding
Source: RefSeq, a predicted model, not a curated record
UCAGUUUCUCUCUUUUUCUGGCUGUGUGAGCGCGAGCGCAGUGACAGAUGGCGGGGCCCUCUUCCCUCGGGAAGACAAUCUCUCCGAAUGCGGGCGCAUGUCAAUCACCGGCUCUCAUGUGAUGGUUCUUGCCAGUGACGUGCCAACCAUAUGGCCUGGCAUCAUAGCUGGUAUGUAACCCUGCCUGGUAGCGAUGCCACAGUCUCAGAGCGCGCGCGCGGAUAGCACACUGAAAGCACCCUGCCGCACCUAUAGGAGCGUUUGCUCGCGGUCCCAGAAGAUGGUCUGAACUCACGCGCUUUCCACCCCUUCAAGAGCUCCCGCUGAGUGCCGCAAUGUUGACUAGGCUGUUCAGUGACCCGUCGCUGCUUCCCGACAUGCAUAAGUAUUCGGCCUGGGCAGAGGACAGCGAGAGCGAGGACUCGAAGACCAAGGAGGAUGAAGAUCACUGCCGCGUGGGCGAUGACGACAUGGAUGUCCCGGACCUGAGAAGCAGCCGGGCACAUUCCGAGAUCGGCGGUGAAGACGAGGACGACGACGAGGCGGAUGAGGACGAAGGAGAGGACGGUGCAGAGGGGGACGGGCCCAAAAAACGGGGCCCUAAGAAGCGUAAAAUGACACCUGCCCGUAUCGAGCGCUCCAAGUUGCGUCGUCAGAAGGCAAACUCACGGGAGAGGACGCGCAUGCACGAUCUGAACUCUGCGCUCGACAAUCUGCGCAAAGUCGUGCCCUGUUACUCCAAAACGCAAAAGCUCUCCAAAAUCGAGACUCUCCGUUUGGCCAAGAACUAUAUCUGGGCCCUCUCUGAGAUCCUGCGCUCCGGGAAGAAGCCUGAUAUUGUGUCCUACGUGCAGACGCUGUGUAAAGGAUUGUCCCAACCCACGACCAACCUGGUUGCGGGUUGUCUGCAGCUCAACUCCCGAAACUUCUUAACGGAGCAGUGUCCGGAGGGGGGACGCUAUCCCAGCUCCAACUCCUUCUCCAUGCAUCCUUACCCCUACCAGUGCUCCCGCCUCUCCAGCCCUCAGUAUCAGUCUGGUUCCAACUCGCAUCCCUUACGGACACAAGGGUACUGCUCAGCCUACGAUUCACUGUACGGUGGCAGUGGAUCUCCAGAAUACAACAGCCCAGAGUAUGAGGGGCCCAUCUCCCCUCCCGUGUGCAUCAAUGGCAACUUUUCUCUGAAGCACCAGGGCACUACGUCCCCCGAGGUAGCCGAGAAAGGCUACCAUUACUCUAUGCAUUACUCCGGCCUGGCCGGCUCUCGCCCCACUGCUGGCCACAUAUACGGUUCUUCAGGUGUGCGGAGCAGCAUCCACUCUGAAAACGUAUCGCCUUACCACGACAUGCACCUGCACCACGAAAGGGCCCCCGUCCCCGUAUACGAUGAACUCAAUGCGUUUUUCCACAACUGAAACGGCAGUAAUAUUGCCAUGCGUGGGAGUCUUCUUGCAAUCAACAAUCAAUUAGUUGCCCACCUUUGGCAAGGAGCGUGCACGGUCACCCCCCAGCCCCUACCCUAAUACUUAGUCUUAAAGGACUAUGACACCAGACACUGAUCAUUGCGGAAACAGCGUUUUAUUUAUUGUUUUUCUAUGUCCUUUUAUAUAAUUGUAUUUAUUUUGUUUCUAUUCUGUGACGAUGGGAUGCUGUGAAAAUGUUGCAUUUGAAAUGGAAUGUGUACAGAUUUGACGGUGAUUGACGUAUGGGUUAUUAUUGAAAUUGCUAGAUGAACAGAGUUAAAAUGCAACCGCAUAGUCACGUUUAUAACAUUGUAACAACCGAUGAUGCUGUAACUAAUUUGGAAAUAAUAGCCUAAUAUGAAAAUAGAGGAUUCAAUUAAGAAGCAAGCAGUGCACUUAAAAGCAAGCAUGUCGCAGAGAUAGGAAGAUAUAUAUUUUUUAAAUGUCGGCAAUUGGCAACAGCUAUGUCAGAACAUUAAACACAUUUCACAUCUAUGCAAGAAAUAGCCUACGCCAAACGAGUAUACAAGGACCAACUAUAGGCUAUAUCUAAAAUAGUGUACAUUAAAUCAUUCAUUUAAAUCUUCUCAACAAUAUACUUUCAUUGCUUCUCAGCCCCUAUUCUGACUUACCAUAACACACACGGUGGGGAAUUGCUUGACGUCUAUUUUUGUUAUUGAGGGACAUGGAUUCAAGUCACCAUAAUGACACAGAGAAUACAAUUGUCGAUCCCUAGAAUACCACCAAUGGGUAAGGAAAAGCAAACACUACUUGGCAGAGUAGGCCUAUAAGGCUAAAGCCAACAUUUUAAAUGAACGAUUCUAAAGAAGCAGAUAUGGGCUCAUGCUACCGGUUCCGGCUGGUCAAGUCCUUCUAAUGUAAACGAUUCGAUGGUGUUUACGUUCAUUAGAUGAGGCUACCUUUAAUGGAUUUGCAAGUUUGCACUAGAUUUUAGAUUGCAUUAAAAUGCAAUCGAAAAUGGUUUAAUGUAAGCCAAUAGCCUUUGCCUUUAUACAUCUACUGGCCUUUAUACAUCUACAAUCCUGUCAGUGACUGGACGGAAAAUGGACAGGCCGACAUUAAAAUAUGCUAAACACAAUAUUUCAUGUCAUACCACAGGAACAAAUAUGGCAAGUCAAGUAACUUUCUAAAUCAAUCGAGCACAUUGACUUGUUGAAUAGGACUAUUUCUAAAAGUGUAAGGGCCAGGAUUUAGCACUCAAUUUCGAAAUAGUCGAAGUUAUAUCAGAAGGUCUAUAUAUUGCACUGAAAUAACAUGAUUAUUACCAUUAUUGUUAUUAUUAUUUACAAACAGUUUUAUUUAAUGCAUAAUUUUGCCUAUAAUAACUAAUCAAUGCAAAAAUUUCCACUAAGGGUCCCCAGAGUCGUCAAUAUGUGGUGCAUUUUUAAUUGAAAGUGAAAGUUGAAACUUUGUAUUUAAACAAUGUGUGUGUGGUUAAAUAAAAUGAUAAUACAUGAA